Messenger RNA from Cyanistes caeruleus (blue tit), 6451 nucleotides. RefSeq names its product IQ motif containing H (gene IQCH). NCBI's taxonomy places the organism in Eukaryota, Metazoa, Chordata, Aves, Passeriformes, Paridae. The record is from RefSeq and is a predicted model, not a curated record.
AGAGAGCACAAAGUGCAAAAUUACUGCAAGUACUGGCACUGGCCAGCUGGGACAGGGAGUAUUUCUCAGCACCACGGAAAACUGCGCUUUUGGAACACUUGAAAAAUAGAUUUUAAGCAGAAAUUUCACAUCAUCUCUAAGCUUUAAACUGCAUUAGCCAUGUUUGCUACUACAUAUUCCCCCCAAAGAAGAGAUGUGUGAGCCACAGGAGAUGCGGGAUCUUUUUAAAGCUUGUUGGAAGUGUCUGCUCCGUUGGGAUCUGAGCUGGUAAAUUCCAGACGAGGCAGCUGGAAAAUGCAGCAGCAGAAUUUGCUGUUCCUGGUGCCCAGGUUUAACCUCCAUGGGAAGCAGCACCAGGUUUGAGGCUGGAUUCAGGAAAACGAGAGCCUUUGCUCACACAUGGUCUGAACGGGCUGAGCAUGACAAUGAUGGCAAAGAAAAUUGUUCAAUAUUUAAUUCAGAAUUCCUGGGUGGAAUCAUCCAUCAAAUCCAGGGUUUCUUCUCACUGCAAGGUGCUCUGGGCUCUCCCCACUGCUGGCCCAGGGUGUACCUCAGUGCUGUUUUAAAACCCAACCUAAAAAGUGAUUUCAUACCUAAACAGUCAUCUAAGAUAAUAAACGUGGUGCAGUAUUUUUCAUUUAAACUGGCUAUAUUUUUAAACCUCUUUUAUAUAAAAAUAUGUGCAUAAUGGGUGAUAUGAUGAGGUGUUUUUUUACUAAGUCAGAUUUUUCUAAGUCAGUUUACUACUCAAUACAAACUGGCCUUGCACUGAGUAGUAAAUAUUUGCAGUUACACAAGGCACUCAGGAGAUUUUUUUUCUGCAAACCUUUGUAUUUUAGUCAACUAAAACUGAAAUAAUGUGAAGUUAUUGUACCAGAAAUAGCCAGGAAACAAUGAUUCCUGCCAGAAGAAAGAUUUAAUAUUGCUUUUUAAAAGAAGUAUGUUCUAAAUUAUUACACUCAUGACUAAGCUCUAGACUCAACUCUUGAGGUGAUGUCAUUUGGAUGCUCUGUCCAAAUUUCCUUGCCAUUUCUCCAGACUCUCAUUUUGAGGGGUUGGAUGUGUAACUGAGCCCAUCCAGCACUCACAUAAACACAUCUCCAUGAGAGGAUUCCUGAGCCCCCAUUCCCAGUUCCCUGCUCCUGAUCUGUUCUGCCCCAUCCCUGGCAGGGAUUUGGGGCCACUGGCUCUGCUUUAUCCCCUUCUGCUGCUUUAACAGAUCCUGGCCCAAGGGGUGGGAAGAAGUGAAUCAGUGGAGCUGAAUGAAUUCCCUGGAAAACGUUCAGCUGCCCGUGAAGUCCGUCAGGUCAAUGAACAGGAACUGGAGGAUAAAAGUUUGGGAUUUGCACCCCAAAUCAAAGCAGCUUCCCCAAGUUUCAUGGGGCUGAGCAGAGAGCUGGCUUUGGGGAAGCUGUGAAGAUGGACAUGGAGCCAAUUUCUGAGUCAUCUCAAGCAAGGUUGGACACUGCAGUGCAGAAUGUCCUGGAGAGAGAACAUUCCCACACUGGCAGGGUGGAUGCAGUGAUCUAAUCAUGGACCUCGUUCAUAGCUGGGAUUAGUUUGUCCUGCACAGAAAAAUGGCAGUGGCUCCAUCUUCCCUCCUCCAACACCACAGAACCUCAGCCUGAAUUAUUACAAAUGUCAUCCCCUUCUGAAAAACCUGGAAUGUGCAGCAGGGAUCUCUAACAGCAGCUACUUGUCCCUGGAUCUGUGGUUAGGGAGGAGGCAGACACAACACUUGGUUGCAGGCACACCCUUGAAAAACCCCUUCCUAUUAAGUCCUUUUAUUGGAUGUAAAAGUCAUUUCAACUUCUGGGUGCAAUUCAGGAAGUGGGUGAUGCCUUACACAGUGUUCUUAAGGCAGCAAAGCCAAAAAUGAGCUCAUCCAUUUAUUGGAGGAGUCAGUGGCUACGAUGGAGCCCAGAGCAGCUGUGGCUGGUCCAUCCCUGGCAGUGUCCCAGGCCAGGUUGGACAGGGCUUGGAGCAGCCUGGGACAGUGGGAGGUGUCCCUGCAGGGGUGCAGUGGGAUGGGAUUUGAGGGCGCUUCCCAUCCAAGCCAUUCCAGAUUCCAUGCUCUGUGUGGUUUCACAGGAAUCACUCAUGAUGAUGCUCUGAGCAUGGAUUCAGCAUUCCCAGAUUCCUGUUCUAUAGCCAAGUGUUUUCCAUUGCCUUUACCUAUUAUUCCUCCAGUCUGUCUCCAACUGACACAUGGUGAUCCUUACACAUAAAACUGGAAUUAACACAUCAAACUCCACAGUUUGUUUAAAUGGCCUCCCUAACUCAGGUUAAUUGGCUGUGAUUAGAGCCAGGCUCAUUCCUGGCCCCACCUGAGGUGAGCAGCUUCACCUGGGAUCACUCAAGAUGGGAUUUAAGCAGGAAAGAAGCUGAGCAGCCUCUUCCAGAAGGCUGGAAAUGGUUUCUCUUCUUGCCACAGAGGUUCUUGCAGGGACAGAGGAGGCAAGAGCAGUUUAAUACUGCUGUGGGGAGGGAAAUGUGUUACCUGGAGAAUCCCUCGUGUAUUCCUACACAAGAAAGCUUCCAGAGACUGAAGGGAGCUCCAAGGCCUGGAGAACCAACUUUACACCAGCUCCAGACAGGAUUUGUUCUGGGAGACUCCUGCAGGGUCCAGCAGCACGAAUGCCUUUUAGUGCCCCUGCAGUGGCAGGACACAGAGCUGAGCAAUCAGGAGGAUUUUAAUGUAACCCAGUCAGAGGACACGCAGACAGGACUCCAGUUUUCGUACUCGGAGCAGUGGAAGCUGAGACAUUUCAAAAUUCAAGACCUUCAGAAGCUUAAAAUGGAAAAAAACAACUUGAAAGGAAAUGCAGAAGCCAUGGAUAUUUGUGACCUCAGAAAAGCAACUGAAAGGACUGAACUUGGGCUGAGAAAACACGCUGAAAAUUAUAUAAAUGUUGUAAAUGGCCAAGAGUUAACUCUUUCUUCAGCUGGUAAUAAAGAAGAAAAUUCCAAAGAGCCCCCUAAGUGGAGUCUCCCUUUUGGUGCCUGUCAGAAGCAGCUGGUUUUGCCACGAGUUGAGCCCGUGACUGUCCAGAGGUGCAGCAGAUCAGCCCCACGUGUGUCCCAGGGCUCUCAGCAGCAGGUGGAAAUUGAUUUUAAAAUUAUGCUUGACCCAGAGAACACGGAUAAUAAAGCUGGUUUAAAACAUCCCAAUGAUGAGACCAGACUGCCUCUUAUAACUAAGAAAAAAUCUGCUCCUAUGUGCAGUCAGAAGCCAGGGAAAGGUCCCACAGCCUCCAGCCCUUGGGCUUUGCCUGCCUUUCACUCCCCAGGUUUUCCCUUACCCCUGACAGAAGAAGACACCCCAAAAGCUGGAAUUGUUCAGGAGUGUCACCUUCUUGUAGGUGGCCAAAGGCUCAUCCUUCCAGCAGCAGAGAGAACUCUGCCAGCCCCUCCUGUUGUGUCCAGAGCAGCACCUUUCCCUGAAUUCCCCAGGCAGCACAAGAAAUCAGCUGUAGGAGAGAUCAGUAGCAGGCUGGACCCUGAAAACACAGACACCAUCACCUUCCCAAAGCCAAAGGAAGUAAUUAAUGGCACAUCUUCCUCUGCUAAAGGGAACAUUGCACCACUCCCAUCCAGCAAUUCCAUGGUUUCAACAAGGAAAUCAAAGCCAGAGUGGAGGUAUCCAGCUCAGCAGUUGGAAUCUGAGGUGCACAUUCCCUCUCUGACACAGCCCCCACAAACAGCUCAGCCCUUGCAGGAUCCCUGCUUGGACUGGGACAGUGCUGUUCAGCAGAAAGCUCUGGGUUUUCUGGCACUCCAAGAUCACCAUCAUUCCUCUUGGGGGAGCAUUGUGGGCUUUUUGGAACCCACAGAAAAGCUCCUCAAAGACCACACCGUGCCCUUGGCCACCAUCCACGGCCAAAAGCUGGCACAAACCGCCUCGGACUUGAAUUUUAAAGAGAAUCCCACCAAAAGUGAGGUUUUGUCAGUGAUGAAGAAUCAGUCAGCUGUGGAAAAGAUCCUGAGCCGAGCUGGCCAGAGCUGCAGAGGCCAGGGGGGCAGCGCAGGGGCUGCUGCAGAGAUCCAAAGGCGGCGGCUCGGAGCCGAGCCGGGCUCCACGCAGCAGCAGCAGCGGGCAGCAGGUGUGAUCAGCGCUUCCUGGCGCUCCUGGAAUCACCUGGCACGGGUGAGGAACGCCCUGAGGGAAGCACGCCACAGACACCUGGAGAAUUUCUACAGCAGGGCCAAGCAUCUGGCAGCCAACUGGAAUCGCAUCAGGACCUCCAGGAGGACUAUUAUCCAUAUCCCAUCAUUAGGAUAUUCCCAACACAUCCGUGAGCACAUCCCUGACCUCGCUCUCCAGCAGAACCUGCAGAUGGGGAGGCUCUGUGACAUCCUGGAUGCCAACGUGGACGUCAUCUACAUCUGCCCCCUUGCUCUGAGUGAGGAGUUAGUGCAGUAUUACCAUAAACUCCUGGGUCUGCAGGCAGCUGUUAGAUCUGGGAACCCCGAGGACAUGGCUGACCUGCAGGACAGGUUCAGAAUUCUCACCCCUGAAGCUAUAAACAGCUUCCCCGAGCAUCACAUGUGCCUGGCCACUGUGCUCAAGUACAGUCCCAGGACAAUGCAGAGGCUCCAGGUUCUGCUCCAGGGCAGGGAUGCCUACCUGGUUGGGGGAGUUCCCCACCUGGAUGAUUUGGUUGUGGCUGACGAGCUCCAGGUGCCAAUUUUGGGCUCAGAGCCAGCAGUGGCUCAGCUCUACAGCACCAAGUCUGGCAGCAAGAGAAUCUUUGCCAGUGCUGGAGUGCCAACCCCUCCUGGAGAGCAGGACAUCCACAGCAGGGAGCAGCUGCUCCGUGCUCUCAGCCAGCUCAUCCUGGACAAUUUGGAAGUGCAGCGCUGGCUCUUCAAGGUGGAUGAUGAGCGUGGAGGAAACGGCACUGCCUUCUGUGAUGUCAUUUCCCACCUGGAAUGCUACCCCUGGAUCCAGAGGGAAUGGCAGGGACACGGCCCUGAGGCGUGGAGCGAGAGCCAGGCUCGUGAGCUAGCUUUGGUGAAGAUCUCCCAGGAGCUGCCGGGCCUUUUAGCACAGCACGUACAGCCAGUCAAUGAGAAACGAUUCCCUACAUGGGAAAAAUUCCUCCAAACAUUUCUUACUCAAGGCGGAGUGAUCGAAGCCUUCCCAUUCUCGGCCAGCGUCGCCAACCUGACGGUGGAUCUGCUGAUAGAGCCAACGGGGGAGGUGACACUGCUGUCAUCUGGAGAUCAGCUCCACGCUGAGGGGCCCCUCAGAUCUUCAGGCACCACCAUCCCACAGCGUUCCGUGGAUCCAGAGGUUCUUGGAGUGCUCUGCUUGAAAAUUGGGGAGGCCUGUAAAUCCAAAGGAGUGCUGGGCUACUUCUCCGUGGACUUUGUGGCUUUCACCCAUCCCCAAACCAGGGAGCAGCAGGUGUGGGCAACAGACCUUGACCUUUGCUACAGUGACCAGCUGGCCCUGACUCGGCUCCUGUUGUACCUGACAGAUGGAAAUCUGGAUUGUGGCCUGCAAGGACCUCUGGGAUCAAAGGAGAGCAAAAGCCAACAGCUUCAGCACGAGGGGACAAAACCUCCUGCCCCAAGCAGCCCCCGGUGUGCCGUGGCCAGCAGCCAGCUGAGACAUUCCAGCCUCUCAGGGAUCUCCUACAACCUUCUCCUCCACACCUGUAAAGCUCGUGGGGUUGGAUUUGACCUCCAGGAAAAACAAGGAACAGUUUUUGUGUUGUAUGAAGACCAGAAGCGACACAGCCUGGGAAUGAUAACAAUUGGAGAGGAUCUCCAGGGGGUCCUCCUGACCUUUGCUCGCAAUCUCUUCAUCAUCCAUCAAGAAAUAUCAGCACCUAAUAUGCAAGGCGAGACCAAUUUUAAGAUGGCAAUUCGAGAUAUUGAAGCAAUUCUAGGAGUUACAGCAGAAAACAAACUGGGAUUGGAAGAAGAGAAACCUCGGGAAGCAGAUGCUCUGAAAGAAUAGUUAACAGAAAAUGUUCAAGUGCUUCAUUCCUUAUGCUUCUGGAAAUGCUUCCUCAUCUGUAAGAACAGGUUUGGUUUUCCUUCUGAGCUGGUGCGUGAAGUAACAUUAACUGAGAGAAAAUCUCCGUGAUUCCUGGCUGUGGCAGUGGGAACAUCCCACCUUUCUUGCUGAAAAGCACAGGAUCAUCCUAAGGCUGCUCAUGUCCCUGUUGUCACUCCUGAAGUUCAGCAUGUGGGUUAAAAAUCUGAUUAAUGGGCUCCUGCUGCCUUUGUCACUCGGAGCAGGAGAUCCACUGAAAAGAGCCCUGAGAGCCCAAAUUUUCCAACAGGCUGUGGGCUGAAAUACUGAACACUGAAAGGCAGGAAAGGAGGUCCAGGGUUAGACCUGGCAGAGACAGUCCAGAGGCCACCAGGAUGAGCAGAGGGAUGGAGCAGCUCUGCUGGGAGCAAAGGCUGGGAGAACUGGGAUUGUUCAUCUGGAGAG